UGUUUUUUAAUGUGCAAACGUGUGUUGUGAUUUUAACAAUUCUUUAUUUUUUUUAAAUUAAUAAAUUUAAUAAGUAAAUAUGUCAACAAAUAAUUCACGGAAUUUUCGUAUACGUGAACUUGCACGUUUACGAGCAGAAAAAUUUCGUGACGAGCAACGUAAAUUAAGUCAUGAACAGCAGCAUCAAGCAUCACUUAAUAAUAGAACAAUUGAAAAUUGUGAUCUCCAUAAUGUUGAACGAGUAGUCUCACCCGCUGUCAGUGAAAGAGUGUAUGAAGUGCGAUAUAAUGAGGUGCCUGCGAUAAAUAAAUUUGUAUCACCUGAUUUAUAAUUACAAGAAAAUAAUGAAAACUCAAAUAGACAAUUUAGGAAUAGUGUAGAUAUCACAGAUUCUGAGAAUGAUCAUGGAGAGUACAAUGAAGAGGAAAGUAGUUUAGCUGAUAAUACAUUUUCUGAAAGUGAUAGUGAUGGAAAUAAUAUUUCUAGCACAACUUCUGAGGAUGAUAUUGAUGAAAAUAAUAUUGCUCAGUUAAAUGAAAUUGAAAAAAUUCGUCAAUGGACGUUACUGACUCCCCCGAUUUCUUAUGUACGAUUAGAAAAAUUAAUGGAUAUUUUAAGAAUUCGAGUCUAUCCAGACUUACCAAAAACUGCUAGAACUUUUCUGGGUACAACUUGCGGUAAAUAUGAAAUUGAAAAUUUUAGCAAAAAUGAAGAAUUCGUGUACUUUGGAAUUAAAAAAAAUCAAGAAAAUUGUUUAAAUUGUGAAUUACAUGAUACGAAUAAUAUUGAAUUAUUAAUUAAUGUUGACGGUUUACCAUUAUUUAAAUCAAGUUCAAAACAACUAUGGCCGAUACUUUGUAAGGUAUAUGAUAAACUUGAUCGUUAUAAACCAUUCCCGGUAGCUAUUUAUUGUGGAGACUGGAAACCUUCGAGUCUAGAAUUUUUUUUUCAAAAAUUUAUAAAUGAAAUAAAUAUUUUACAAAUGUCCAGAAUUACAGUAGAUAAUCGAUCAUUUAAAGUUUCAAUUGAAGCAUUUAUAUGUGAUAGACCUGCACGAUCACUACUUAAAUGUAUGAUUGGUCAUGGAGGAUAUUAUUCAUGUGAGAGAUGCACAGUCAAAGGUGUGAGAUUUGAAAAUAGAACUAUUUAUCCUCUCAUUGGUGAGAUUGAAGCGAGAACUAAUAUAUCUUUUAGAAACCAAACAAACCCUUAUCAUCACUUAAAUACAUCACCUUUAGUUCGUAUACAACCUGAAAUUGAUUUAGUGCAUCAAUUUGUAUUAGAUUCUAUGCACUUACUUUAUUUAGGUGUAAUGAAAAAAUUGUUAGAGUGUUGGUUAAAAGGCAGUGUUAACAGAGGAUUAAAGAUAGACUACAGACACAGGAGACGGUUAUGUGAAUUAUUAUUGAAGAUUAAGGUGCCAUCGGAAUUUCAACGGAAUACUCGUUCAUUAGAUAACUUUAGUAAAUUUAAAUCAACAGAAUUACAGUUUUUAUUAUUAUAUGCUGGUCCUAUUGUAUUUAAAAAUAUUCUUUCUAGGGUAGUUUAUGAGCAUUUUUUAUUAUUACACGCUGCCUGCAGAAUAUUAUGUUCAAAUGAACUCGCGUUAGAAAAAAUACGAUAUGCAAAAUUUUAUUUAAGUGCAUUUGUAACCAUUGCACCUGCAAUAUAUACAUGGUCAGUUUUAAUUGGUACUAUUCACAAUCUUACCCAUAUUGCAAAUGAUGUAGAGUACAUGCAAUAUUCUUUAUCUAAAAUUUCAAGCUAUCCAUUUGAAAAUUUAUUAGGAAAAAUAAAAAAGUUGUUGAGAAACGGUAAUAAUCCAUUAGCUCAAUUAUGUCGUCGUUUCAAUAAAAUGAAGUCUAGCAUGUGUGAAAAGCCAACAUUACCAAUAAAAAUAAAAAUAUUACAAGUGAAUAAAGAAAGAUCUGGAAGAACAAUUAUCAAACGCUUGGAAUAUAAAGAAGCUUUGCUGACCACUAAACCUCCAAACAAUGCCGUUUUAUUAACUGAUAAUAAAGUUUUCCAAAUACACAAUAUGUAUCAAUCUUCCGGGAAUAAUAUAAAUUCAAUAAAAAUGUGUGGGAUAACAUUAAGAAAAAGGAAAGCCCUUUAUACAUAUCCUUGUAGUUCAAAUAGUUUUCAAAUGUGGAAUGUAAGUGCAAGAAAUGGAGACUUUGAAAUAUAUGACCUCAAAGAUGUUAAAAAAAAUGGUGUGUAUGGAUUUAAGUGAGAACGACAAAGAAAAACUCUGUGUCAUGCCAUUACUCCAUAUGUGUGUUAUAUAUCCUGCCCUUAUAUUAUAACUUAGUUUAUCUAUGUAUAUCUUAUCUAGCUUUCUAAAUUCUUUAAACCCCUUUUUUCUAUAUCCUGUCAUAAAACUGCACUUUAAUAUUUCCCCAGAAAACUACACUUUCCAAAAUUCCCAAAAUCCUCAACUACCUGAUUCGACACAGUUUCACUAACCAAAAAAAAACAGCCUUACGUCACCAAACAACAACCCCUUCUAUCCUGAAUUUCAUCCCAUAAAUACAUCCCAUUUUAAGGAACAUACCCACUCUUUUCUAAGACACCAACCUGUCUACUUGUCUUCUAUUUUCUAAAUCAUACAAUUUUAUAUCAGAACAGCUGUAACCUGUACAAACUAUUAAGUUUUAAUAAACUCGAAGUAGAACUUAAAUUCGUGUUUCAUUGGCUAUACAACAUGUGAUAGACUGUACUAGUAGUAGUGAUGCUGUAUAUAGUGUAUAUAUUUUGUUCGAGAAUAUUAAUAAUUUUGUAAAUGAAAAAAUUUAUUUAACUUUUGGUAAUGAAAGUACUAUAAUUUGAUUAUUAUUAAAAAUGUUGAACAAAUUAUUUU
Chelonus insularis is the source of this 2860-nucleotide messenger RNA. RefSeq lists its product as uncharacterized. The coding region runs from base 605 to 2233 and encodes 542 amino acids. The transcript has a single exon. NCBI's taxonomy places the organism in Eukaryota, Metazoa, Arthropoda, Insecta, Hymenoptera, Braconidae. The record is from RefSeq and is a predicted model, not a curated record.